AUGGGUCUCCUUCAUCCCGAUAACCAGACCACGGCCACCGGCGCCACAACGGGCACCACCGGCCAUCACCACCACCUCGGCGGCGGCGUCAACCCGGCCACCCACAUCCCGGCCACCCAGACCACCGCCACCGGCCCUGCUCCCAACACCGCCGGCCCCCACAGACACGACAUCAUGAACAAGCUCGACCCCUCGGUCGACAGCGACCUGUCCAAGACGGCCGCAGCCCACACCGCGCAGCACAAGCACAACGUGUCGCCCGCCGUCGCCGGUGGUGUCGGUGCCGCCGCCGCGGCCGGCGUGGCCCACCACCACAACCACCACACGCCCCAUGCCGCUCACCCGGGCGCGACCACGGCCGCGUAUAACAACCACAGUGUCGGUGGCGUCGGGGGUGCCGGCGUCGGUGGUGCCGGUGUCGGUAGAGCCGGUGUCGGUGGCGCUGGUGUCCAGACCACCGCUGGCCCCCACAAGUCGGACAUGGCCAAUCGCCUGGACCCGACCGUGGACAGCCGCACCGGCUUGCGGAAGCAGAUCUAA
This is a messenger RNA of Sporothrix brasiliensis 5110, 540 nucleotides long. RefSeq lists its product as uncharacterized. Lineage: Eukaryota; Fungi; Ascomycota; Sordariomycetes; Ophiostomatales; Ophiostomataceae. Bases 1 to 540 code for a protein of 179 amino acids. The record is from RefSeq and is a predicted model, not a curated record. The transcript has a single exon.